AUGUCGUUGCAAAACCAACCUGACAUCAACACUCUGCUGCACAACAUGCGUGCACAGAUUUUGACAUUGACUAUGCAGCUUGCUGAGCUUCAGGCUACCCCAGCAGCUGCACCCUCGGUUGAGAAAAAAUUCAACAAAAAAGUCGAAAUUGUCGCUGACCCUGGUGCUUCCGAAGGAGACAGAGCGCGAUUCGCCGAAUGGUGGAUCAAACUACAAAUCUGGGUCAAGGCAAAUUGGGACGUGUUUGCCAACAAUUUUGAGGUAGCAACUGCUGAGUGCUACACAUCGGGAGUGUGGCCCACCUGGGACGAUCUCAAGAUAGAGAUCAAAAAAUAUUUCAAAUCCCAAGCUGAGCGUGACUGGGCGCGCCAGCAAAUCUGUACCUUCAAGCAAGGAAACAUGAGGACAGAUGACUUUGUUACCCGGUUCCUGGCCCUCUCUAUCCAAGGGGGUCUAGGUAAUGAACAUGCAGUAGAGCUGCUAGAACGCAAUGUGAACCCCCACAUUGCAGAACAGCUCUAUAUACAGGAUAUGAGGAGCAAGAACCUCUCUCAAGCAGCAGAGGGAAGGUGCCCUGGGUUAUCAAACCAAAACCAUAAUCACUCUCACGGGUUCAAGCCAUUCAGGCUGCAGCCAGGGCAGGGUGCCCCUAUGGAUAUCGGUGUGGUCCAAGGCGGACAGAUGCGCAGAUAG
Messenger RNA from Serpula lacrymans var. lacrymans S7.9, 693 nucleotides. RefSeq lists its product as uncharacterized. NCBI's taxonomy places the organism in Eukaryota, Fungi, Basidiomycota, Agaricomycetes, Boletales, Serpulaceae. The record is from RefSeq and is a predicted model, not a curated record. Bases 1 to 693 code for a protein of 230 amino acids. The transcript has 3 exons.